AUGAGCGAAGAGGCCAAAACAGAGCUGUCAUGCGGGGAGUACGGCGGAGCUGUCCCCUGGUACCCCCUGAGAAAAUGGUGGCAGUCCAGCAGGCUUUUCAUUCAAGAUGUUGGCCUGCCGCCUUUCCUGGAGCCAGGAGACCCUCGGUGGAUGGAUGUGGACCGGCUUCAGAGGAGUCUGGCAGCCUGCUCCUGGCCAGGGUACAUACCCACUCCACUGUUUGUGCCCUACAUCUCUGGGUCGAUGCAUCAGCCCAGCCAGAAGAUUAGCAAGGAGCUGUACAAGUGGAGGGUCAGCCUGGACGUGGCUCACUUCUUUCCCUCAGAGAUUUCUGUCAGCGUCAGAGACGGAUUCCUGGAGGUUGGAGGGAAACAUGAGGAGAGGCCAGAUGAGCAUGGAUUUAUUGCUAGAUGUUUUUCAAGGAAAUACAGGCUCCCAGCUGAGAUUGAUGCUACCGAAAUCGUAUCCACACUUUCUGUUGAUGGUAUCCUGUCUGUGGAAGCUCCAGUUUCCGAAACCUCUGUUCCUGCUGCCAUUAUAAUUCCCAUAAAGGUGGAGCUGGAUGUGACUGGAGAAAAACAGGAGAAAGAAGAAGCCCCUGAUACAGAACCAGAUAGCUGCACAGCACCAGAGGCCCCAUGUUUUCCGUCUGCAGAGGAUGAUGGGGAAGAGUCUGCACUAAAGGUCCAUGUUGAUCAGGCCCUCCCUGGCAGCACCACAGCUGGGCUUCAGCAGCAUGAAGAGAGGAGGGAACAGGAGGAAGAGACCCAUGAAAAGCCAGCUGGAGAUUACCGCCCUUCAGCACCUGAAGAUGGCGAUGGCACAGAGAGUCUUCAAGAUUCUUCCAAGCACCAUGAAGCCCAGGAAAUCCAAGAAAACCCAGACACAGAUACGUCCAAACAGCCAGAGCACGAACCACAAGAACCAGCCGUGGGUGGCGAGAUCCAGUUAAUGGCAGGCUCAGGGGAGGGUGCUGAGGAGAUCACCCACCCCGAGGAUACGGCGCUGGGCAAGACUCCACCAAGUGAGGUCCCAAGCCAGGAGCUGGAGGCCCCCGACAUAAAACAAGAACACACUGAGUAG
This is a messenger RNA of Perca flavescens (yellow perch), 1083 nucleotides long. Its product is annotated as heat shock protein 67B1. Gene Ontology annotation, cellular component: nucleus; cytoplasm. The record is from RefSeq and is a predicted model, not a curated record. The transcript has 4 exons. The coding region runs from base 1 to 1083 and encodes 360 amino acids. Gene Ontology annotation, biological process: response to heat; protein refolding; negative regulation of apoptotic process. Lineage: Eukaryota; Metazoa; Chordata; Actinopteri; Perciformes; Percidae.